AAGGAUGGGGUUGAAAAAUGCACAUGCAUACAUUAAAAAAUAAAAUGCAAGCAUUUUAUUUAGUUUGCCAUCCGGUCCGAGUUUCGAAUCUACUACGCAUGCGCAAUUGAUGGGGUUGGGGUGGAAACGGAAAUAAAGAGGAUAAUAAAUAACAGGCAAAACUGGAAUGAGCCACAACACAACAAUUGUCAGUCGCCGCCUUGUGCUACAUAUCCAUCCUUAACUAAAUAAGUAGUUGUAAAAAGAAAAGAAAAGCUUGGAACUAGCAUAACCAGUUCGCUAGAUCCUGUUUAUCAUCUAAUGUCUGGUAGACGUUACUAUUUCGGAGCAGAGCAACGAUACAAUAAAUCCGGCGAUAAGGACUGUCACGAUGAUGAGCCAUUGUAUCCUUGCGACGACAACAACAAUAGCAACAGCAACAACGUUAAUGCGAACAAUGAUCCCGAACCGGACGCUGACGCCGACGUUGACGGUGACGCUGACAAGGACGAGUUUGACUCGGAGUUCUUGCAAGAUGUUCCAUACUCGUCCAGCAGCAUUGACCGCAGCUCCAUUGGCUCCAUACCCUGGGCGGAUGAUGCCAUCAAAAAGAAUAAACUGGAUUGGGAGCGGGUCGACCGCAUGCUGAGCGGUGAGGAGGCGCUGCCAGAACAGGAAGUGGAACUACGGCACGAAAUCGCCGAUUGGCAACGCAAAUUCCCCAGCUUAUUAGGUCGCAAAGCGAAGCCACUGACACAGCAGAGUUUCGACAAUGGUCGUCAUCCCACAGUGCCAGAUGAUUCAGCGGAAAUAGACUCUAUGUCGGAUCUGAGCCUCAACUCUCUAGACGAUUAUGAUGAACGGGAUGAGGAUGACGAUGGGUUUCUAACGCCAACAGCCGACCGUCCGCAUCUACGGGAGCAGGCAAGGCCAACGAAUCGCCCUUAUCUGCGUUCCACACAAAAUCAACAUCUGGUGGCCAUGCUCGACAGGGAUUUACGCAUCACAUCUGUGGCGCUCAAUCUUCGCAAGCGUGAGCACUCCAAACAGCCUCCUCAGCCAGCCCCUGUCCCGACCACGCCCCAAUCGGCAACGGUAACGCGCUCACGCCUUCGAAUGCCUCCAAUACUCAAUGUUUUGGACUCGAAUCGCCGCUUUCGCGGAUUGCUAAACAAUCGGAGUUUCGUGCAACUGACGCAGGUGCAACAGCAACCCAAAUCGGCAGCAUUGACCUAUGCGAGCAGCGCGGAGAGACGGCAGCAGGCUGGGAUUAGAUCCGCUUGGAAUAUGCCCAUGGCGGCCAGUCGAUUCCUCAGCAACAAACAUGCCAUUGUUCUGCCUUCACUUAAUCGUCACAGGGAUUUCACCACGACUGCAACCACAUCAAGUCAAAGCAUUUCCAGCGGAGCCGGCAACAGUUCAUCAUUGGGAUCAACGCGACGCGGAACGGGUCACAACAAUGUCCAUCAGCAGCCGCAUCCGCACCUGCAUCAACAUCAGGUGCCAUAUGGCCUGGCCUUGGGGGAGGUCUCAACGAAUGCAAACAACACUCCCUCAACGGGUCGUUCCAUCUCGGCGGCAAUUCAUCAUCCACGCUCGGAGUUUGCCACCAGCAGUGCCUUCUAUGUACCGUACAGUGCCUCAAAAUUUAAAGCCUUUAAGUAGCCAAAAAUCUUAACUUGUAUACAACAACCAGCAAUAAAGUUUAACCUUAACCAAGAA
Drosophila innubila is the source of this 1701-nucleotide messenger RNA. RefSeq lists its product as uncharacterized. Lineage: Eukaryota; Metazoa; Arthropoda; Insecta; Diptera; Drosophilidae. Bases 301 to 1644 code for a protein of 447 amino acids. The transcript has a single exon. The record is from RefSeq and is a predicted model, not a curated record.